AUGAGUAUAAUCGAUUUUUUUUGCUUGACUCCAGGGGCCUUUCUGAUCCCAUACUUCAUCAGCGUUCUUGUGACUGGAAUUCCAAUGUUCUUCCUGGAGGUCAGCAUUGGUCAACUCAUGUCUCGUGGGGGAAUUGAAGCUUGGGAGAUCAUUCCAUUAUUUAAAGCUCUCAAGAGCGAUGCUGCAAGUAGUACCACCGCCCAGUCUCAUGAAGUUGACUACCUUGGGAUGAAGGUGAAAUGUGUUGGUUACGCGGGAACCUUCAUUCUCUUUUGUCUCAAUUCCUACUACAAUGUUAUUCUCGCCUGGAUAUCCUUCUAUCUCUUCGCGUCGAUGCAACGUACAUUGCCUUGGUCGAGUUGUGGAAAUGAGUGGAACACUCCCAACUGCGUGGAAUCCAACUCCAAUGCAAGUGUUAUUCCCGCGUUCAAUAAUACCACGAUUGCAACUGAUCCAGUUAAUGAAUACUGGGAACGCCGAGUGCUGGGUAUCUCUUCAGGAAUUGAUGUAGUGGGCACAGUGAGGUGGGAACUCGCUCUCUGCCUCCUCUUUGCUUGGAUCGUUGUAUUCCUCUGCAUUUUUCGAGGGAUAAGAGCAUCUGGAAAGGUCCUCUACAUAACUGCUACGGCCCCAUUUAUUCUGAUGGCUAUUCUUCUUGGACGCACAGCUGUCUUGAAUGGAGCUAGGAAAGGAAUGCUUUACUAUAUGCAACCCAAAUGGGAACGCUUAGCCUCUUUGGAGGUGUGGUCUGACGCUGGAACACAAAUUUUCUUCAGUUAUUCCAUCAGUCUUGGAACGUUGACCGCACUUGGAGGUUUCAAUGACUUUCAUCACAAUACUGUCAGGUAUGUAUUUCUUCAAAAACUCAACUCUAAAAUAUAUAUUUAUUUUAUGCUAGUUUUUUUUGCGUCUAUUAUUAGCAAGGUUGUUGACAACAAUUAG
This is a messenger RNA of Rodentolepis nana, 942 nucleotides long. The record is from the annotation of a GenBank genome assembly. Lineage: Eukaryota; Metazoa; Platyhelminthes; Cestoda; Cyclophyllidea; Hymenolepididae.